This is a messenger RNA of Rotaria sordida, 2307 nucleotides long. The record is from the annotation of a GenBank genome assembly. Lineage: Eukaryota; Metazoa; Rotifera; Eurotatoria; Philodinida; Philodinidae.
AUGACUUCAGACUUUUAUUUUUUCGAUCAAUUUUCACAUGGAUCACAUAUUGGUGGUGUUCAUCGAUCUAAACGAGAUACAAAAGAUUUAAAUCAAGCUUUAUAUCAUGCUAAAAUAGCAUUAUCUAUAACCGAUGAGAAUUCAGAUAAAACAGAAUCUAAUAUACCUACUUCAACUAAAAAACAAAUAAAUCAAAUAACUAGUGAUAUUCUUUUACAAACAACGUUACGUCAAUUAAAAACACCGAUUAUACCUGAAAUAUUAAUCGAAGAAUUAGAUAAAAAUAUACAGACUUUCGAUAACAAAUCUAAAAGAAGUUCAUUAUCCUCGAAUCCAUCAAAAUCUCGUAAAUCUUCGAUUAUUGAUAGUAAACAACAUAUUAAUCAUGAAGAUGAAUUAAUCGAUUCAACAACAAAUUUACCUAAAGUAUCUUUACCAAGUUUAUUAAUUGUUCAAUUAAAUUCAACAUGGUCUGAUCUAAUUCAAGAUACGGAAUAUAAAUAUAAAGUGUGGCAUACAAAAGCUGGUAAAGAAGCAUGGCGUCAACAUGUUCAAGAAAAACAUUCACAACCAAUGAAUCAUCAAAAACAACAAAACAUCACUGAUAAUAAAUCGAUUAUUCGUCGUCAAACAAGUUCACGUUUAAACUCUUUGUCAUUAACUAAUCUUUCUCAUCGACAAUCAUUUAAAACAAAUUCAAAAAUACGUUGGAAUCGACCAUUAUCACGUACAUCUAUAAGUGCAAGUAAUAUGCCACAAGAUAAUCAACGUUCAUUAAAAACAAUGCAGCAUCAAGGAGCUUCAGAAAAUGUAAUAGAACCAAUUAAAAAUGGUAUACAUGUUGAAUUUAAAUUAUCAACACAAAUAAAUGAAACAAAAGAAAGAACAAAAUCAUUAGAUGAACAAAAUAUUGCUUUAUUCGAUGUACCAAAACCUCAAGACAAUUUUGAUGAAGAUAUGAUUACUUUAAUUCAAAAUAAAUGUAAACGUCUGUUAGCUGAAACAAAACAAAAAAUACUUGCAACGACUAAUGAUCAAAAUAUAAAAUAUCAAAAACUAUGUCGCAUUUGGUUUUAUGAAGAUAAUCAAAUUACUCGAAAUAAAAAUAAUUUUUUAACAUUAAAUGAAUUCAAUCGACGAUCAAAAUCUAAAUUUGCACUCGCAAUUUUACGACAUGAAAUUCCAGAAAAAUAUAAUAUUGAUAUUGAUAUAUCUCAAACAAAACAUAAAUGUUAUAUCGAAUUACCAGAUGGUUCAAGUCAAAUAUAUUAUCCAUCUGGUCGUUUAGCUGUCUUACGUCUUCGAUCAUCAUAUUCUACAACACUCUUUUUCGAUGAUACAAGUUCAAUAGGAAAUCAAUUUCUUGGUCUUGUGACAUCUACUGGUAAUGUACUUUUAAUGCAACCAAAAUUUCAUGCGCAUUUUAUUACUGAUAAUCAACAUGAAUGUUCUUAUUUAUGUAAUGGUAAAACGGGUAUUAUAGAAAAACAACUUCAAUGGUAUUUAACAAAUAAUUAUCAAAGAGAAUCUAUUGCAAUUGAUAAAGAUGAUAUUACUUCAACAUUGCAUGAUAAUACUAUUCAAUUACAAUUAAAUUCAUUUAUGCAACUUGAAUAUUAUAAUUCAUCAAAUAUACGCUUUUCAUUUACAUGUCAAAAUGAAAAUUUUUUUUUUCAAUUAGGUAUUCAUUUACCAAAAAAAUCAUCAUUAAUAUCAAUAGAUUCAACAAGAACAACAGUUUCAAUGAAAAAAUUUUCUCGAGAUAAAAAAUUUCAAACAACAACAACAAAAAAUUCAAAUGAUAUGUCAAACGUUUUAGAACAACAACAAAUACAAUCUCAACAAUUAUUCGAUGAACAACUUCAUUUUCAUCAAUUACCAAUGAUUCAAGAAUUAAUUCUAUUAAGAAAACGUAUUGAAAAUAUAUGUCAUAAUUGGCUUAAACGAUAUCGAGCAGUCUUAGGUAUUAUGGAUAUAAAUUCUUAUUGUUUACCUGAUUUACCAGCAGAAUUACUACCACAACCAAUCUUAACACAGACAAAAGAGAAAGUUGAUAAUAUUAAUCGUAGCAAAAGUGCUAAACAACUUGGACAUGUUCCAAUAUUAACAAAACGAGCUGACUUGGUUCAAUCAAUUGACAAACAACAACAAUUUCUACAAACACAUUCAACAGAAAAAUUGGAAUUGAAUGCCAUAGAAAACGUAAUCGAACAAUUUGUACCUCAUUCGGAUAUUGGUCGAGCAAUGAAACAACGAAUUUGUACAAAUGAUAAAAUAAUCUCAACUAGUUUACCAGCUAUUAAAUAA